Molecule: messenger RNA, 465 nt
Organism: Tripterygium wilfordii
Lineage: Eukaryota; Viridiplantae; Streptophyta; Magnoliopsida; Celastrales; Celastraceae
Product: heterogeneous nuclear ribonucleoprotein A3-like
Exons: 5
Coding region: 1-465 (154 amino acids)
Source: RefSeq, a predicted model, not a curated record
AUGAAUAAUGUAGUGGAGAUGCUUCAGCAUAAUCACAUAAAGGAGCUUUAUGGCUUUACAGCCUGUUUGCUUUAUCAUUUGUACAAUGACUUUUCCUUAGCAAUAUGUUCUUGUCAGUCUAGUCUACAGCAAAUAUCUAUAGGUCCAACAGACUUAUAUCUCCAGUGCCGUAGUGGUGGUGGUUAUGGCAACAAUAUUGGUGGUGAUGGCUUUGGGAGUGGAGGAAAUUAUGGCAAUGGCGGUUUUGCCAAUGGUUCCUACGGAGGAAAUGUCAGCUCUGCCAGUGGUGGAUUUGAUGGAAAUAGUGGUAUUGUUGAUGGAUUUGGUGGAAGCUCUGGUUUGGGAUAUGGAGGGGAUAAGCAGUUUGGGGCAAAGGAAGCCGGAGAUACGAACUCUGGUGAACCUUUGGAUGGAAAUUACAAUGACGACUUUGAUGAUACUGGGGACUUUGCAAAAAGAGCAUGA